Molecule: messenger RNA, 885 nt
Organism: Rotaria sp. Silwood2
Lineage: Eukaryota; Metazoa; Rotifera; Eurotatoria; Philodinida; Philodinidae
Source: the annotation of a GenBank genome assembly
AUGGGUGACUAUUCGAAAGCACUUGAAUAUUACGAGAAAGCACUUAAAAUAAGAGAAAAAGCUCUGCCUCCGAAUCAUCCCUCAUUGGCUACGUCUUUCUCCUGUAUUGGUGGAGUCUAUAGCAACAUGGCUGACUAUUCGAAAGCACUUGAAUAUUACGAGAAAGCACUUAAAAUAAGAGAAAACGCUCUGCCUCCAAAUCAUCCCUCAUUGGCUAGUUCCUACAACAACAUUGGUGUAGUGUACUUCAAUAUGGGUGACUACUCGAAAGCACUUAAAUAUUCUAAAAAGGACUUGGAAAUCACAAAGCAAGUUCUCCCUGCGAAUCAUCCUAAUUUAGCUUUUCCAUAUAAGUGGUUUGGAAAUAUAUAUCGUGACAUGAAAGAUUAUCCAAAAGCACUUGAGAAUUUCGAAAAGUGUCUUUCAAUUCGAAAGAAAGCUUUACCUGAAAAUCAUCCAAAUCGAGCUACUACAUAUAGUGACAUUGGUGAUGUUCAUCGAUUAAUGGGUGAUUAUGAAAAAGCACUUUCAUUUCAUCGAAAAGCAUUAAAUAUUCAAGAAAAUGUUCAAUGUAAUCCUCUGGAAUGUGCAUUAACAUAUAUAAAUUUAGGUGAAACAUAUCGAGAAAUGAAAGAUUAUUCAACAGCAUUAACAUAUUUUCAAAAAGGAUUAGAAAUACGUGAGCAGAAAUUACCAAAAGAUCAUCCUGAUUUAGCAGUUGUAUAUCAUAAUAUGGGAAAAUUAUAUUUAUCUACUCGAAAAUAUAGUAUGGCAAUGACCAAUGUUCAACAAGCGAUAGAAAUUGCUCAAGAAAAAUUACCUUCAACUCAUCCACAUUUGUUGGAAUAUAAAGAAACAUUUGAAAAAAUUCGAAUGAAGAUGUAA